Molecule: messenger RNA, 910 nt
Organism: Zychaea mexicana
Lineage: Eukaryota; Fungi; Mucoromycota; Mucoromycetes; Mucorales; Lichtheimiaceae
Product: PAPA-1-like conserved region-domain-containing protein
Exons: 3
Coding region: 170-763 (197 amino acids)
Biological process (GO): chromatin remodeling
Cellular component (GO): Ino80 complex
Source: RefSeq, a predicted model, not a curated record
CUGAGCGAAGACGAGCUGGAGAACGAAAUGGACGACGAGGUUGACAAUCCUGACGUCGAUGACUUGGAAGACGAAGAAAUCGAUGAGGAGGGCGAUGAGAACGAUCUUUCAGAAGACGACGAAGUAGGAGAAGAAGAGGAAGACGAGGACGAUGAAGAAGAUCUAGUCGAUGACACUCGUUCAACAAGAAAGAAUCAAAAGCGGAAAAAAGCCAGUACGUAGUAAUCAAUGUCUCCGGGGUACCUACACACGCGAAUGCGCUAACAAUUCUCUGUUCUAUGGAUUCCGCGUUGAAAAUCUAGUCUACGAAGAGCCUGAUAGCGAUGACGAUGAGGACGAAGACGACUAUGAAGUUGUUUCUAACCGACCACUGACAAAACGACAACGCGCAAAAUUAGAGAAUAAUACACCAGAAUAUUUUCUCGAAUUGCCUAUGGAGAGUGGGAAAAAGAAGCAUCUUACGGAAGAAGAGCAAACGCUCAAACGAUCCGAAGUUGCACGGCGACGUAAGAAUCAAAGUAUACAACGCGCAGAGAAAGAUAAAGAAGAUACAAUCAAUCGCUUGCUGAAGAAGCAAGCAUCCAAAAGCAGGCGGAUCAUCAAAGACGACGCAGGAGAUGAAAAGGAAAGCGGUUCAGCCCGUCGUUCAGCAUUAGCAAGAGAUCCCAACAGCCUUCAAUAUGUCAGUAAUGCCAAGGGCAGCUUUCUGUCAAUUCCAACUACAAUAAGCGUGGAUCAAAUUUUUGGACCAUCAUACGAUUAGCACUUGACAAAAUAAAGAUCAUCCUAAUGGGUGUUUGUAUAUAUUAUCUGGCGUGUGUGUUUUGUCUGUUGCUUCUACUUUCAUGUGGCAGCUACGUGGCAACGUUUGACAACUUUUCAACAACUGCGGAGAAAUGAAUGAGCGCAU